Molecule: messenger RNA, 1530 nt
Organism: Fusarium keratoplasticum
Lineage: Eukaryota; Fungi; Ascomycota; Sordariomycetes; Hypocreales; Nectriaceae
Product: DAGKc domain-containing protein
Exons: 4
Coding region: 1-1530 (509 amino acids)
Biological process (GO): sphingosine biosynthetic process
Cellular component (GO): intracellular membrane-bounded organelle; membrane; cytoplasm
Source: RefSeq, a predicted model, not a curated record
AUGGCGAUGGAGAGCGACAGGACAAUGGACGAGGGAGUUGGAAUGCAGCUUCUGCUGGAGGGCAAGAAGACAUUGACGAUUGGCGUCGAUGCUUUGGAGCUCAGCGACCCUGUUGCAAAGAAGUCGGGCCGCUCAUCUUGUAGCCCCCUUUCUUCUCGACCCGUCUCGAAAAACAGUGUUCCACUGUACAACGUUCUCUGGGCCGAGCUCUCCGACAAUCGCAUCACCGUCGACUAUGCCAUACACGCUUCGAAAACCUUGAUCAAGCCUGGGAAAUGGUCAUUUGCGCUCGCGGUACCGGACGAGGCCGGUAGCGGCACCUCCCCCGAGAGCUUCGUCAAGACCCUCCUAUCACGCGCAUACGGCGAUGCGCCUCCCCAGAAGCGCGCCUAUGUCUUGAUCAACCCGAACUCUGGCCCCGGAGGUGCUGUCAAGAAGUGGGAGAGUGAGGUCAAGCCGCUCUUCGACGCUGCUCGACUGCAGCUCGAUGUAGUUAUCCUGAAGCGCGGAGGCGAGGCCACUGAGCUUGCGGAAAAGGCCGACCUAUCGAGGUACGAUACUAUCAUGGCUUGUUCGGGAGACGGAACGCCGCACGAGAUCUUCAAUGGCCUUGCAAAGCGACCUGAUGCUGCUAAGGCGCUCGCUUCGAUUGCUGUCAGCCACAUCCCCUGCGGCUCAGGAAACGCCUUCUCUUGUAACCUCUAUGGAUCCCAUCGGGCCUCCUUUGCUGCCCUUGCUAUCAUCAAGGGCGUCGUGACUCCGAUGGAUCUGGUCUCGGUCACGUCCGGCAGCAACCGCAUCAUCUCGUUUCUGUCCCAAACCCUGGGCAUCAUCGCCGAGAGUGAUCUGGGUACUGAACACCUUCGAUGGAUGGGCAGUGCACGAUUCGAGGUUGGAGCCUUGCAGCGAAUGUUCAAGAGAACGUGCUAUCCAUGCGACUUGGCCGUAAGGGUCGAGAUUGACGAGAAGGAGGGCGUCAAGGCGCACUACAAGCACCAUGCUAGCACCACCAGUCUGGCUGCACUGGCCAAGGCCGCCGAGACAGCGCCUGCGGAAAGCGAGGGCCUACCUGCGCUCAAGUAUGGUACGGUUCAAGAUGACCUUCCUGAGGGAUGGGAACUUGUUCCCUACGACAAGAUUGGCACGUUCUAUGCCGGUAACAUGGCAUACAUGUCGCCCGAUGCCAACUUCUUCUCCGCUUCGCUGAUUUCGGAUGGUUGCAUGGACCUAGUCACUAUUGAUGGCGACUUGCCUCCUUUCACGGCGAUCGGGGUCCUUCUUGACGUUGGGGCCGACAAGCUGUUUGACAACCCGCAUGUCACGUACAAGAAGAUUUCGGCGUACCGAGUCAUCCCGAGAAACCAGGAUGACGGCUUCAUCAGCAUCGACGGUGAAAAGAUUCCGUUUGGACCUAUCCAGGCUGAGAUACACCAGGGCCUCGGAAGGGUCAUCUCAAAGUCCGGCAAGUAUGAGGCUAAGGGUCCUGCGAACUGGGAUAAGGUGGCGCUGUCGGAUCGAAUUCACGCUUGA